This is a messenger RNA of Symbiodinium sp. CCMP2456, 453 nucleotides long. The record is from the annotation of a GenBank genome assembly. Lineage: Eukaryota; Dinophyceae; Suessiales; Symbiodiniaceae.
AUGUGUGGCCAAGACACGCCAAGCGGCGCCGAGUACCGGACACAAGGCUGUUUCAAGCCCGUGGACAAGGCAGUCGCAAAGAAUGGAGAUCUCGUAGUGGAGGAGUUUCCCAUCUCCUUCGAUGGCUACGACUACAUCCACGGGCGCAUUGCAUAUAUCGUUGGGAGUGCACCUGCACCGGUGAUCCUGGUGCAUCACAACUACGCAGGUUUGAAGCAGUUUGACAUCGAUCAAGCCUGCUUUUUUGCAAAAGUGGGCUACGUUGGUUUGGCAGUGGACUUGUACAAAGAGACCGCGGCCUUCACCUACAAGGAUCGGUCUGUGAAUUAUGGGCGUCCCGUUGAUCUUGAGGCUGGGUGCCAGGGGGGGAACUGCAUAUUGUCAAGGCCCCGGCCAAUCUGUACUGCGAUGUGGAUGAGUGGUUCCACGUAUGCCAUUGUCAUGGCAUCGUAG